Messenger RNA from Aspergillus aculeatus ATCC 16872, 2088 nucleotides. It is a transcript of the gene nimA, whose product is annotated as serine/threonine protein kinase nimA. Gene Ontology annotation, biological process: chromosome segregation; protein phosphorylation. The record is from RefSeq and is a predicted model, not a curated record. The transcript is spliced from 3 exons. Lineage: Eukaryota; Fungi; Ascomycota; Eurotiomycetes; Eurotiales; Aspergillaceae. The coding region runs from base 1 to 2088 and encodes 695 amino acids. Gene Ontology annotation, molecular function: protein kinase activity; ATP binding. Gene Ontology annotation, cellular component: cytoplasm; nucleus; centrosome.
AUGGCAAUUGCGUUAGCGGAGGCAGACAAGUAUGAGGUGCUUGAAAAGAUUGGUUGCGGUUCCUUCGGAAUCAUUCGCAAAGUGCGACGAAAGGCAGACGGCUUUAUACUCUGUCGCAAGGAAAUCAACUACAUCAAGAUGUCGCAAAAGGAACGAGAACAGCUGACAGCCGAAUUCAAUAUUUUAAGCUCUCUUCGACACCCGAACAUCGUCGCCUACUACCAUCGCGAACACCUCAAAGCGAGUCAGGACCUUUACCUUUACAUGGAAUACUGUGGUGGUGGGGAUCUCAGCAUGAUCAUCAAGAACCUGAAAAAGACGAACAAAUUUGCAGAGGAAGAAUUCGUGUGGCGCAUUUUGUCCCAAUUGGCGACGGCGUUAUACCGCUGCCACUACGGUUCUGAUCCUCUCGAAGCUGGAAGCAUUCUAGGCCCUGCUCCUAAACAGUCUGGUCUCAAAGGGAAGCAGGCUCAGAUGACUAUCCUUCAUCGUGAUCUCAAACCAGAAAACAUCUUUCUUGGCAGCGACAAUACUGUCAAGCUCGGUGACUUCGGUCUCUCGAAGCUGAUGAACUCUCAAGACUUCGCAUCUACCUAUGUCGGUACCCCAUUCUACAUGUCGCCCGAAAUCUGUGCGGCGGAACCCUACACAUUGCGAUCUGAUAUUUGGGCUGUCGGCUGCAUCAUGUAUGAGCUGUGCCAGAAAGAGCCGCCUUUCAACGCCAGAACCCACAUCCAACUCAUCCAGAGAAUACGCGAAGGCAAAUUUGCUCCCCUGCCUGAUUUCUACUCACCCGAGCUGAAAAAUGUUAUUGCAAGCUGCUUGCGCGUCAACCCGGACCAUCGCCCUGAUACUGCAGCGCUGAUCAACCUUCCCAUCAUCCGCCUGAUGCGGAGAGAGAAGGAAGUUGCCGACCUUGAAAAGACUUUGCGAAAGCGUGAAGAGACUGCCGCUCAGAAGGCUAGAGAGGUGGAACAAGCAUACACUAAAUUGGACAGAGAAAAGCAGCAGAUGAAGGCUGAGUUGGAAAAUACCGUCAGACGAGAGUGGGAAGUCAAGGCUCGGCUGGAGAUCGACCGUCAGGUGCAGAAUGAAUUGGAAAAACUCCGAAAGCGAUUCGACUUCGAGGUCCAGGAAAGGGUUGCACUAGAGAUCGAGAAGCAAAAGAAGAGCGGUGCUUUCAAGGAGGAUAGCAAUUCCCGGUCAAACAGCCUACAAUCCCAGCUAUCCAGCAGCAAUGAGGAUGCCAGUAACCCACCGAGCGCCGAUAUCACCCAAUUGUCGCUCGAAUCUCCCGCUCCCAGCAAGGCUCCGCGGAAGGAGACACGCACCCCAUUAACUCGAUCGAAGACCGUGGUCGAGUCACCAAUGGAUGUCCAAAUGGCCGAACCCUCACCCAUCUCAAUUGCAUCGCUUUCCUUGUCUCCCCGUCGCACAUCUGGAACACACUCUGGCAAGAACAUUUUCGCCGAAGCCGACAGACAGCGAGCGAAGUGGGAACCCACCCUAGCGUACUCCGAUGAUGAGGACGAUAUUCCCGAUUUGCCCUCCCCAACUCGCCCCAAGGUCAAGCCAGACCCGUUCAAAGCCCCUUCACGACCACUCCUGCGACAGAACACGGCUGCAUUCAUGCAGAAGCUAAGCACCCAACCGCCUAUCUUCCCCACCAACGCUUCCAGACUACCACAGGUGUCAGGUGGCCUCUCCGACAUGCUUCCUAGAGAGAGCAAGCCCCGGUCACCUCAUCGGCGUUUGUCCAAAAUCCCAUCUUCAGCGAAUCUGGCUGCCGAUGCUGGCUCACCCACACGCAAGUCUGGCGUCAAGCAACUGCCCUCCAAAACCAACAACGGCGGUGAGGACAUGUACAAGGCCGUGAUGCAGCGCAACAUGGGGGGAAGGACGUUGGUUGAACUGGCGCAGGCGCGCGCGGGUGGCCGUCCCGUUGAUGAAAUCAAGCGAUGUGCCAGCGACUCCCGGGGCUUGAAAUCCAGUGCGCGAGACCCCCCGGCCGUGUGGGAUCCCGAAAAAGACGAGAUGCCCAGCCCAUUCUUGGUCCGGGGAAGAAAGAUCAUUCGCAAUUUGAGGUAG